CAGCUAACUAAAACUGUGAUUGAAAUUGCAAAGUAAAGCAAAUCCAUGCAGCUGUGAGAAAAUCAGCGAAACGAAUUCAUAUCAAACUUUUUAAAGAUUAUUUGGAAUAGUAGCCAAGAGCUAAGUGAAGAAGAGGGGAAAAGAGAGCGGUUAAAACAAGUGAAUUUCACCAACAACAACCGUAAAUGCAACGAAAGCACUCGAAGGAACAGCAGCAGUAGUAGCUGUUGCAGUUUUCUCAAUCGUAACAAAUUGUGGAACACUCAAUUAAACUCUAUUCAUUGAUAACUACUAAUAGUAACACCAAGAGACUCCCACAAAAAUGCUAAUCUACAUUUCAAACCAUCACCCAACCGCUGCCCAGUCCACGAGCCGGGCCUAACAAACGCAAACAUCACAACAACCACCACAACAAGAUGAACAUCGAGCAGCAAAAAUUCCCACCACCGCCAGCCACAACGAAUCUGCUAUUGGAGAGCGGUUACAGCAAUGGCUAUGCCACGCCCAGUAACAACAGCAGUAUUACAACGACCUCAGCGGAUACCUCGGCAUCAUCGCCGGCUUCACAGGCAACCACUUACGUGAAUAUACCAAUCUUGCCGCUUGGUCACCUAUCAGCAACCUCAUCUUCCAAUUCAACCGCCUCACCGCCGCUGCCAGCACCACCGCCGCCCUCUGCAGUGACAAUGAUGGGUGGUGGUAGUGGUGGUGGUGCCUGUGCAGUCAAUGGUGGCGGCACUAGCACCUUCAAAACACCACUGCUGCCCAUGCCCACACUCGAGGACAUCGAAGGCGGUCUGCUGGCCGUUACAAGUUCUAAUGCGCCUCCGUCAAUGCCCGUCGGUAUAUUGAAGUAUCCGAAUGCAGCUGCGGCGGCAGCAGCAGCUUCAGUGGCCACAACACCGCUAACGCUACCACCGUCAACAAUGAGUAUAUGUAGUGAUGGCAUAGGUCCGGGGCCGCCGCUGUCAGCAGCAUUACAGACACCAUCACCUGCUCUUUCAUUACCCGCCGCAGCUGCGCCUAGUGGCGGUUACUUGAGUGGCAUUGCGAGUAGUUAUCAAUCAGCGUCAUAUUCACAACAGCAACAACAGCAACAGCAGCAGCAACAACAACAAUUACCACCUGCCACACUAGCGCUUGCCGGCGAUAUGCUACAGCAAACAACAACACCUGUUACGGUACUUUCGCUCCAACAUGCAACACAACAAUCAAUAUCACUACCACCGCCACCUUCAGUGGGUAUACUAAAUAAUACGAAUAACGGUGUUACGUUAGGUAUGAGUUCGAGCGGUAAUUCUAAUGCCGGUCUUAGCAAUCGUCCAUCGGGGACAAGUGGUGGUAUGAGCAGCUCGGUCAGCGCAGCAACGAGCGGUGGUGCAGACUCAAAGCGUGCAGGAGGAUGUUGCGCUUGCUUCGGCAGUCAUAGCUCCUCUUCGACAACAACGAAAUCACAGCAUAAAAAGCAUCGUAAACAAAAAACACAAACAAUUUGGUCAGCAGUACUAACGAACCUGGGGAUUUGCGCUUUGCUGUUGGCGUACACUCUGUUAGGUUCAUUCAUAUUUCUAACAAUCGAGAGCGAAGACUCAACGUUCCUGCAACACCAUCAACACUAUCAGUACAGCCAUCAACAUGCCGUAUUGCAACGACAACGUCAACAGCAACAACAACAACAACAACAACAUCAGCAGCAGCAGCAACUGCAGCGUACACUCGCCUCAACAAAACGUGGCAGCAUUGGCAGUAAUGUGGAAAAUAUUUAUCACACUUCACCCGAACAACAAAUGCAUCUAUUGGACAAUGGCACUGCAUUAUCAACACUAAAUACAUACACUUCAGCGUCCGCGUCCGCGGCCACGGCAUCCGCAUCAGCAUCAUUAUCUGGCGCUGCUUAUAUUUCCUCCUCGUCGUCUUCUGCCACUUCUUUCUUUUCUUCUUCAGCGUCAAAUGCUGGCUCUUCUUCACCUGUCAAUGGUGUACUCGAGGGCAUUGUACCGUUGGGCGUUGAGAAUACUAACACUGAUGUUGGUGAUUUCGGUUAUGGUGAUGAACUGCACGGCGCUGAUGGUGGCGUCACUUCGGCACAAUUGGCGCUGUCCGCGGAUACGCAGGAAGUGCGUCAGCGUACCAUUGAGAAUAUAUGGGAUAUAACGGUGUCGUUGAAUAUACUGUACAAGGAGAAUUGGACGAAGUUAGCCGCUUUGGAAAUUGCCAAAUUUCAAGACCAAUUAAUCAAGAGACUGAAUGAGGAUGCGCUUUUGCAAUUAUCACAUGAAAUGGAUGGCAGCCUAACAGCUGCUGCUGAUGGUGGUGACAGCGGAAAUGGUGCGACGAUUGCCGGUAAUAGUCCGGCAACGGAAGCUGUGCUCCUACACACACAUGGCGGUCAUUAUGGUCAUGGUCAUGGAACGCAUGAAUGGAAUUUUGCUAAAGCAUUUCUUUACUCGCUCACCGUACUAACGACAAUUGGUUACGGCAACAUCGCACCACGCACUACACUCGGCCGCUUGGUAACGCUCGUCUAUGCCAUAUUCGGCAUACCACUGACGCUCGUUUAUCUCUCCAGUACUGGUGGCAUUUUAGCGAAAGUGGCACGCGAAGUAUUCUCCAAAGCGUUAUGCUGUUGUCUGUGCUCGAAUUGUGGCUAUUGUUGUUACGAUGAAAAGCGUAUGGCCGAAAAGGAGCGUCGCAUGAAACGUAAACGUCAGCAAGAGGAAUUGCGUAAACAGCAAGUGACCCUGCAGGAACCAUACUAUGUACACGAUACAUUUCAAACGACGGAGAAACAUACAAAUCUACCUGGUAGUACACAAACUUUACCACCCGAUAUCGAUUCGUUGAGUGCAAGUGAAUCGCGUGGUUCCAUGCAUGGUUUAAGUAUAUUAGCGCCGAUACUGCUGUGCCUGUCUAUGAUGGUCAUUUACAUACUAAUUGGCGCUGUGGUAUUGUAUCGCUUAGAGGAUUGGCCCAUACUUGAUGGCAUCUAUUUUUGUUUUAUGAGCUUAUCAACAAUUGGUUUCGGUGAUAUGCUACCAGGUUUACGUCGGGAGUCCACCACGACAACAUGGUUCUGUUCGAUCUACAUUAUGUCUGGCAUGGCGCUGACGGCGAUGUGUUUCAAUGUAAUACACGAGGAAAUCGUGCAUCGCAUUAAAAUCGUAGUGGAAUUCAAGAAGAGUGGCAAUGUGCUGAUGGAUACAUUGGGCGAGGAACAGGGUUACUAUAUGCCAUCUUGACAAUAUGAAAAGGGUACUAGUUUGUACAAACGCAAUCCCACCGAAGAAACACUGGUGUCGGGCACACCAACUUCGCUCGCAUAUGGCGCUCAACUAGAUACGGAACUAAAUCAGAUGCAUGCUUUGAAGGAUUAUGUUAAUCAUGAGCUUGUGCCCAUACUCACUAUGGAUCCAAAUAGCUCGACAACAACUUCAACACAUCUCCUAAAGGGUGGCAACACUAAUGUGCUACCUUUGAAUAACCUAACACCGUAUACAAGUGCGCCAAGCACAGCAACGACACCAUCUAAUCUGCUACCAACAGGCUUGGGUCUGUCCACCUUGAGUACGCCGCCGGAGACGUCUAUUAGCGGUAAUGCGGCACAAGCUGGAAUGAGCGUUUAUACACUUAGUGAAGAACCGGAAAUGGAAACUUAAAAUAUUUUAGAUUAUAUUUACGUAGCAGGAAUGAAAAACAUUAAAAAAGAAGAACUAUGUUAGCUAUAGCUUAGGAUUACUCAUAUACUCUUAGGGCACUAGGCGUAAAUUUAUACAUACAUACAUAUAUAUUGUAAAUAAUAACUAGGUUAGGUUAGUUUAAGCUGGCUGACCCAUUGGGUCGCACAUAAGUAUGUAGACGAAAUACAUGCAUGGUGUUGCCGGGCAGACCAAGCUACACUUCGAUUGUGUCUCCAGUAUGAAGAACACUGCUAGAUACAUACAUGCAUGCCUACAUAUGUAUGUAUUUAAUUUUAAAAGUUGAAAGUUGAAAGCUUGCAAAGAUUUUUCCAAUGCGAGCUCAUUACCAGUUUUUAGUAACAGCAUAUUAACAGUAAAUAUGGACACUAGGAAUACUGCAAAGGACUAUUUGCGACUCAACUAAAUAACUGCUUCUUGCCGAUUUGAAUGGCUCAGCCGUAGACGAGCGCUUCAAAUGAUUUGUGUCUCUUUGAAUGAUCAGUUUGUUGCUUCUCAAGCCUUUUUUGUUUGAUUGCGAAUUCCCAUUCGCUCCUCUUCUUACCAAAAUUUGGUGGAGCCUCAAAAAAAAAGAAUAGUACAGUCAAAAUCUUGCGAUAGAGAUUACAUACAUAUCUGUGCACAUAUAUAAAAAACUGUGUAACUGCUCUAUUAAUUGGAAAAAUAUUUACUUUUACCAUUUGCACACUGAGAAAAAUUAAUACUGAUCUCUUUGAUUGAGACAUGAGUUCAAACGAUUGCCUCAGUAGUGCUCUCCAACAAAUGGUGACAGUGGUUAUAAAGCAAAAAUUUCCUUUUCUUUAUUGGAGCUAUGGAAAAUCUAAACCCGGCAAAAACGUCAAACAGUUUGAUUGCGUCAGUUAUUUGGUGGAUACAACGACUUACGGACGGCUCAUAGAUAGAAGAUCUAACGUUCUUUGCCCUCCAGGGGACAUUGAUAGCACACAGUUGUUGAGAAUUGCAAGAAGUUCAAAACCUUGAAGCAUUUUUAUAGUGUUGAAACUGGGAAAAUACUCAAAAGUCACAUUAUUCAAAUGUGUCUCUGCAGUUAUUAGUGUUUUUCUUCUGCCUUUUGGUUGACUAUCAAGUUCAGCAACGUUUUCUUCAACUGAAUACGAAGUUCAUCUACAUUUAUAAAUUCCGAAACGGUAAUGCAACUCAAGUGGAAAGUGUCUUCUACUUCUCCAAGCAAACUUCUAUCCAAAAAGGUAGGGUACGAUAUCCCUCACCUUUGGAAUAGAACGUAUGUCAAAUACUCCAAAGCCAAUUUUAACUAUUAUUAUCAAUAAAAUAUCAAUGUUUUGUCGAUGGAACCGAAAAACGUUUGAAUACAAUAGAGAAUUACAGCAGAUAAUCUUUAUUGUUCAAAUGUUUUUCAUUUGCCAUUUUUUUGUAGCUCUAUUUUGGGUGCUAACUGACACAGGGUGAGCUCGUUAAAAGUUUUUAAA
Messenger RNA from Ceratitis capitata (Mediterranean fruit fly), 5143 nucleotides. RefSeq names its product AF4/FMR2 family member 4. The record is from RefSeq and is a predicted model, not a curated record. The transcript is spliced from 6 exons. Gene Ontology annotation, cellular component: membrane. Gene Ontology annotation, molecular function: potassium ion leak channel activity. Bases 417 to 3239 code for a protein of 940 amino acids. Gene Ontology annotation, biological process: potassium ion transmembrane transport; stabilization of membrane potential. Lineage: Eukaryota; Metazoa; Arthropoda; Insecta; Diptera; Tephritidae.